This is a messenger RNA of Ostreococcus lucimarinus CCE9901, 4503 nucleotides long. RefSeq lists its product with no specific name. NCBI's taxonomy places the organism in Eukaryota, Viridiplantae, Chlorophyta, Mamiellophyceae, Mamiellales, Bathycoccaceae. Gene Ontology annotation, molecular function: serine-type peptidase activity; protein binding. The record is from RefSeq and is a predicted model, not a curated record. The coding region runs from base 1 to 4455 and encodes 1484 amino acids. The transcript has a single exon. Gene Ontology annotation, biological process: proteolysis.
AUGGCGAGCGUGCGCGCGGAGGCGGCGAUGAAGAUAACGCGGGCGUUGGGUGACGCGGGGACGGGAACGCCGGCGUUGGGGUUGUCGCAGUACGAACGAGAUCUGGCGCGCGCGAAGACGGCGGAGAACAGGGCGCUGCGAAGGGCGCCGCGGCCGCCGACGUCGGCGCGGACGUUCUCGGCGUCGGGGACGCCGCGGCUCGGACGCGAUGCGUCGAACGCGACGUCCGGCGCGCGAAACGCGACGACGACGGGGUAUCCGAGUGAAGACGACGAAGACGCGUACGGGGACGAGCAGGACGGGUAUUCGGACGAGACGGAGCCCGAGCGCGACGAGCGUCUCGUCAUCAAGGGCGUUGAAACCGUGCUCGAGCGAACGCGCGAGCGACUGAUCGAUGCGGAUAGCGAAGAUGAAAGUGUGCUGGGUUACUACAGAUUACCGACGAUGGCGAGCGGUAAGAUUGCCUUCGUGAGCGAGACAAACAUUUGGAUCGCCUCCGCGGACGGCGGCGUCGCCUCUCGAUUGUCGUCGACGUACAGUCGCGAAGGUGUGCCCAGACUUUCCCCCGAUGGCUCGCACAUCGCGUUUCUCGGCUUGACGUACGACGGCUACGACGUAUUCGUCGCUCCGACAGACGGAGGCGUCGCGACGCAAGUCACGUUUGGGGGCAAGACGCAAGACAUCGCCGAUUGGCCCGAGGACAACGAGAUUCUCCUCAUUUCCACGGCGUUUUCCAAGUCGGCGUCGACACAGCUGGUGACUCUCAACCCAGACACUAGAGCGAUGUCGCCGUUGCCGUUUGCCAGAGCGAUCGAGGGCGUGAAAGAAUCGGGCGGAUGCUACGUCUUUGUUCCGUUGCGACAGACGAGCUCGACAAAGCGCUACGAAGGUGGCGAACAAUCGCGCUUGUGGCGAUGGUGUCGUGCCGACUCCGAGGCGAAGCCGCUCACGCCAGAAGAAACGUGGGGCGUGCGGGGAGCAUGGAGUCCGAGUGUUUCUGUCGCGAAGGGCCUCGAGAACUUCAUCUUCUUCAUCAGCGACAAGUCGGGCGUCGCCAACGUGUGGUCGAUGACGACGGAUGGCGAGUUCGCGAUGCAGCUCACGAAUGAGUGUUUGUUUGAUGUUCAAGAAUUUACCGUCGAUGGUGAUGUGCUCGUGUAUCGACGCGGUGGUUCACUGUACCGCCGUGCAAUUUCGGCGCACACGGCGCGCGCGCCCGCGCUCGGCGAGGAAGUCGAGCUGACAUACUCCCUUGUGAGCGAGUUCCGCAAAACGAUGCCGACGGAGAUUGAGGACCCUUACUCGUCAAUCAGUGAACUUGUGUUGACAAACGAUGGCGCUUUUGCCGCGUUUGUGAUUCGUGGUCAGGUGUUUCACUCCGCGCUCGUUCCAUUCUUGGGAACACGCGUGGAAAAGGUGACUCGCUACAGCGGGGCGGUGCGAUACAAGCACAUUCAGUUUGUGAACGACGCCAGCUCAGACGGACAACCCAAACUCUUGGCGCUUUCUGACGCAUCGGGCGAAUACGAGUACGUCUUGCUCGAGCGUCAAAUCGAAGGUGGACCGUGGAGAGAGACGAAGAUCACGACCGGCGGCAAGAUCAAAGGUGCCAUGGAGUUUAGCUCCAUCUCUCCGGACAAUACCGCCCUGUUGCUCGCCGACACGGAUGGGAAUUUGAAGCUCGUCAACUUGACGGAGACGGCGGUGAAUACGGCGUUGUAUCGAACCACGGAACCUGAGCCAAUUUCAGCGAAGCUCGCCAAACGUCAAAGUAAACCGGGCAGGCCGGAUGCAUCGCCCGCGGGCCCUCAGCGCCCUAAGCCAAUGUUGGGCAGAAGCCCCGCCGCGCGCCGCGCCGCGCGCCGCGCCGCGCGCGUCGGAAGACGCGUAUCGGGGCGCCGUGCGAGUCUACACUUGGCGAGCAUCGGCUUGGGGAAAGAAAAGUCCGAUGACAAAGCGUCGUCGGUUUACGCCGAUAUCGACGGCAUAGCGAGUAUUGACACCAUGUUGAAUGGUUUCCGUCCGGAGGGCGUGUACGGCUUGGCGUGGAGCCCCGAUAGCUCGUACAUCGCGUUCGCCAAGGAUGAAGAAAACGAUUUUUCAUCCAUUCACGUGUUGAAUGUGACGUCUGGGGAAAGUACGCGAAUCACGACGCCGAGUUACAACGCGCACAGUCCAAAAUUUUCACCCGACGGCUUGUACUUGUACUACUUCAGCGAUCAGCAAAUCGCCUCGGGCGGGAGUUCGCCGUACGGCGCACGCGGUGCUGAGCCGAUGUUUUAUGAGACGUCUCGAUUGAUGUGUGUUCCGUUGCGUAUUGGCAUGACGUGUCCGUUUUUCAUCGGUGACGAGUUGAAUCCUGAAGGCAGCGUGUUCGAUGCAGAGUUUGGCAAGGCGUUACCGACGAUGAUUUCGACGAAAAACAUCGAGCAGCGAGCGCAAGUUGUCCCCGACUUGCCAGAGGCCCAAUACUUGGGCUUCAACAUCAUCGGCGACGGAAGCGGGAUGCUCCUUACCUUGGUUGAAGAUGACCAGGUCAUCGUCGCGGUGUACAGCAUGUACUCGCGUCAAAUCUUGCCGUUGUAUCCCGAUCCUAUGGCGGUAGUCGUGAGCGGGGACAUGCAAGUCUUCACCCUCGUCACCGAACAGGGUGUCGCGCUUUUGUCCGCCAAGGGCGUAUUACAGCCAGGAUUGGAUCAAGAAUCCGCUCUUCGUGGAGCCGAAGUUUGGUACCCUCCGGACACUUUCGGUGUCAUCGUGAAUCCUCGCGAGGAAUGGCUGCAAAUGUACGAGGAGGCGAUGCGCAACAUGAGAGAUGCCUUCUAUGACCCAAAAUUGCACGGAGUCGAUUGGACAUCCAUCACCGAUCGCUAUCGCCCAUUGGUAUAUAAAAUAUCUGCCAAGGGCGAGUUGCGGGACAUUUUAGCCCAAGCCUUCGGUGAGCUCUCCGCGUUGCACGUGUUCGUAUCCGUUCAUUCUGACGAUCCCGUGCUUCCGCUCGGUUCGCCCUCGGCGUGCCUCGGCGCGAAUUUCGAAAUGACACCGUUGGGUUUGAAAAUCGCGUACAUUCACGAAAGUUCGGGGAUCUUGGAGGCUCCGCAGUCAUCAUUGAGUCGUUCUUCACUUUAUUCGCACGUCAAACUGCAGGCGGGAGACAUCAUCGCCAAAAUUGAUGGCGUUCUCGUCAACUCCACCGAGUUGCCUCUGUCGAAUUUGCUUCGCGGCAAAGCUGGGAUGCAAGUCUUACUCGAAGUCAUCAAAUCGCCGCGGUCGGAGCAGGAGCGAAAAGACGAGGAGGAUUUGCAAAAGAUGAAAGAGUUGCGCAUGAUGCAGCAGAUGAUGGGUGGUGGCAUGGGUAUGGCGUCGUCUCAACUCGGCGGCGCGAGCACCGCGACGAAGACGCUUCGGGAUCCGCACAUGGCGAGCCUGGUUCGUAAGCACGCCACCCCAGGGGCGCCCAGACUUCCGCUGGGUCAGCCGCGGCACAGUGUCGGACCGUUGAAAAACGGUGAUGUGCACGCUGACGCGAAGUUGGCCGGGAAGGAACAUAAGGGCGAUGACGAAAAUGAGCAGCCCGCACCGACAACGGAGAUGAUCAUCGUCAUGCCGCUCAUGCUUGAGGAGUGCGACGUUUUAGAAGCCGCGGAUGCUGUCGUUCAAAAGCGGGAGUACGUGAAGAGCCAGACCAACGACGACGUGGCAUACGUUUACUUGGAAGACAUGGAGCAAGAAGGGCGCGGUUCGAGUAAUUCCUUCGACGACUUCGCCGCUCAGUUUUACCCGAACGUGCGCAAGAAGGGCUUAAUCAUCGACGUCCGUCGCAACGCCGGCGGAAACAUUGACACGUGGCUGCUCGAGCGUCUUCGUCGCGUGGCGUGGAUGUUCGACACCGAACGAAGCGGUGCCGGCGACACGACGAUGCAAUACACGUUUAGAGGCAAAGUUGUCGUGCUGAUUGACGAGCAAACAAGCAGCGACGCCGAGAUGUUCGCGCUCGGAAUUCAACAGCUCGGCAUCGGUCCGGUGAUCGGCGAGCGCACUUGGGGAGGCGCCAUCGGGUACAGCGGCCACCCCGAACUUCGUCUAGUGGACGGUUCGGGGUUCACCAUUCCAUCCUUUGGCCCGUACAUCAACGGAGACUGGGCGAUCGAGCAAAAGGGCGUCACCCCUGACGUUCUCGUGUCCAACUUACCAGUGGCGACGUUUCACGGGAAGGACGCCCAACUCGACGCUGCGAUCGCCUCCAUCCUGGACUUGAUGGGCACCGAAAGCGUCGAAUUGCCGCCGAAACCUACGUAUCCGAACCGUGCGUUCGAUUCCACGUCGUGCGCCGCUGGCGAGACUGGCGUGGACUCGGCGUAUCUCGUCUCCACCCAGGCCGCGCAAGACGACGCGUCGACGCCAGCCGUCGAGUCGGCGACGCAAGUGAUUCAAGCCGAGACCGCGGUGCCGUGAGCGCCACACCAUAGUAUGAUAUUAACAGGCUUAUUGCAGUAGUAGAAU